Molecule: messenger RNA, 2174 nt
Organism: Prorocentrum cordatum
Lineage: Eukaryota; Dinophyceae; Prorocentrales; Prorocentraceae
Source: the annotation of a GenBank genome assembly
AUGCAAGAUGGUGUCGAGCCUUUUCCGCGUGACUUCCACAACCUGUUCGUGAUCGUGGUGUUUACCCUGGUGCUGGCCUGGAUGGCGAAGGUGCUGUAUCAGCUGUUCCGCGCCGCGGAUCUCAACGCGCGCCUGUCUCGCAGCCAGUCGCUGCAGCUGGAGGGCAUGAGCUUCUAUGCGUCCGACUUCCAGAUGCUCAUCCGACAGCACUUCAACCAGAUCCUGCGCAUUAGGCGCACGGUCCCGCCCAAGCCGGUCGCGAGGCACGCGCUGUCGAUCCACCUGCACCCGGACACCAUCGGCGUGCUCUCCGGCAGCGGGCCCCCGGGCGACCGCGCCUCGGGCGCCUUUGGCGUGCAGUUCGCGUGCGACGCGCUCGUGCCCUGCUGCGUGAAGCUAUUCUGGGGUGUCUCGGUGCCCGCGUGCAACCAGUUCGUGCACAGGCUCCAGCACGGGAGCCAGGCCAGCGACGAGGCCCUGGGCUGGUGGGGCGCCGGGCGGGACGGCGGCGCCGGCAGCGUGCGGGAGGCGCUGGUGAGGGCAGGUGCCGAGGGCGGCGGGCGCGCUCGUCGCUGGCCCCGGCCAGGGUCGUCCGCACAGGACACCACGCGCUCGCUGCUGGAGAUGGAGGACAUCAGCGGUCGGGACAGCGCCCCUGGCGCCUCCAGCGGGCAGGACUCGCAGCAAGUGUUCCAGGCGGGGCAGUACUGGGCGCAGUCCCGCGACUUCUACAUGCCCGCGGGGAACUCGCAGAGGUACGUGACCCCCGCGGGCGAUCUCAUCGACCCCGCCCAGCUGACCUUCGACGUCAGCGCGCCCUGGCUCCGGGACGGGCAGGCAGUGGACGACAGCGCCGUCAUGCCGCUGGUGAUCGUCAUCAUCGCCCAGCGGCGUCCAUACCACGAGCUCGGCACAGUGCAGGGGAGGCCUGUCGUCGAGGCGCACGGGCAGGUGUCCUUUGUGAAGUUCCGGCGCGGGGAGGACGGCAGGGCCCCGGCGUCCCCGGAGAUUGUGCGGCAGCUGUGCUUCGGCGAGCGCUCGCCCGCCUACGAGAUACACGGCAUCUAUGGCUUCGAGGACGAGGGCGAGGGCGAGUGCAUGAUCUGCUACGACCGCCCGAAGAACGUCCUGCUGCUGCCCUGCCACCACUGCACCGUCUGCCACCAGUGCCUGAGAUCCCUGCGCGACGAGAAGUGCCCCCUGUGCCGGUCGGCGUUCUCUUCGUACGUCACGCUGCAGUUCAGCAGGGCCGCCCCGCCGGAGGUCGAGGACGCCCCCGCGGCCGAGUCCGUUCCGGCGGAGCCGGCGGCAGCGGCGGCGGAGCCAGCGGCGGACGCGGAGAGGGAUGGAACGCAGGAUGGAGUCGAGGGAAAGGGAGAGGGCAAGAACGCUUAUUCUUCGCCGACGCCUGAGAUGGAGCGCCUGCUGUUCGCCGGCGCCGCGCCUGCGUGGGCGGAGCCGCCGGCGCCCGAGCCAGCGGCGCGGCAGGCCCGCGAGGCGCUGCCCACCCGGCCGCGGGGCGUCGCCCCUGCUGCCCGCACCACCACCGCGCAGGCCUUGCGCCUCAGCGGGCGCGCGCGCUUCAGCGACCGCGCCGGCGACGCGGACACGCCGCUGCUGCAGGAGGGCGGCCCGCCGCUGGUGCCCACCGCGGUGCAGGCCGCCCGCGGGGCCCACGAGGCCGACGGCGAGGCGGAGGCCCCCGCGGAGUGCCGCGCGGCGCCGGCGCCGGCCGCGGAGGCCCCCGUGGAGGAGACCGGCCUCAUGCAGGCGGCCGAGGCGGACUGACGCGCCGAAGCGCGGCGGGCGCGCGGCGGCUAGCGAGGGCGGCCUGGGCCCCGCGGCACCUCUUCGGAGGGGCGCGCAGCGCGCUCGGGCCCGGGCCGCGCCGCGUGCGGGCACGGCUCGCUCCCUGGCCCCCGUGCCGUCCGUGAAUCAUCCCCGCCCCUGCCCCUCCCCUCCCAGUUAGCUGCCCUCGCUGUCAGGCGGCCCAGCGCGGGCAGACGUCGCUCUGCUUGGCCGCGAGGGCCGCGCAGCCAGCGCUGGGCCGGAACGCGGAGCGAGCGUGCUGCGAAAGGUCGUCUGCCCAGCUGGGGCGCUCCAGGAGGGGCCUCACCUGCGAGCAUCGAGCCCAGGCAUUUAUGUCGGGCGUGUCCCCUACAGGGGGAUUUUCG